Cricetulus griseus (Chinese hamster) is the source of this 912-nucleotide messenger RNA. The record is from RefSeq and is a predicted model, not a curated record. Lineage: Eukaryota; Metazoa; Chordata; Mammalia; Rodentia; Cricetidae.
AUGAAGAACAUGACAGAAGUGACACAGUUCUUCCUCAUAGGACUCACCAACACCCCAGGCCUUCAGCUUCCCCUUUUUAUCACCUUCUUCUUCAUCUACAUCAUUACCCUAUUGGGGAACCUGGGGAUGUUCCUUCUGAUUCUCUUGGACUCUCGGCUUCAUACUCCCAUGUACAUUUUUCUGGGUAAUCUUUCCCUCGUUGAUCUUGGCUACUCUUCAGCUAUCACCCCCAAAGUCAUGGCUGGGCUCCUAGUAGGAGACAAAAUAAUGUCUUACAAUGACUGUGCUGCUCAGAUGUUCUUUUUUGCAGGAUUUGCUACGGUAGAAAAUUACCUGUUGGCUUCAAUGGCCUAUGAUCGCUAUGCAGCUGUGUGUAAGCCCCUACACUAUACCACCACCAUGACUACAGGUAUUUGUGCAUGGCUGAUUACAGGAUGCUAUGCCUGUGGCUUUCUGAGUGCCUGUAUCUAUACCGGAAACACAUUAAGUCUAUCCUUUUGUAACUCCUAUGUGGUCCAUCAUUUUUUCUGUGAUAUGCCAGCAGUCAUGGCUCUCUCUUGCUCUGAUAGUCAUAUUAAUGAGCUAGUUCUUAUUUGUCUAGCCAGCUUCACUAUCUUUUUUGCUCUUACAAUAAUAUUGUUAUCCUACAGCAUAAUUAUUAUAACAAUAUUAAAGAUGCAUUCAGGAACAGGAUAUCAAAAGGCUAUUUCCACCUGUAUCUCCCACUUCACUGCAGUUUCUAUUUUCUAUGGAACAAUUAUCUUCAUGUAUUUGCAACCCAGCUCUAGACAUGCAAUGGACACUGACAAAAUUGUGUCAGUGUUCUACACCAUGGUCAUCCCCAUGCUGAACCCUCUAGUUUACAGUCUGAGGAACAAGGAGGUUAAGAGAGCAUUCAUGAAAUGGUUCUAA